AAGUGACAGCUUGGGUAGGAUUGCCGUGGUCGCAGCUUUGUCUUCGCACGGCUGAGCUCACACAUUAACAGCACUGCAUCGGGAGCACAUCACGGUAUUGCCAGCCGGGCGCACAACAGCUGCAACCUUGCCCAGAAGCAGAGGGUAACGAUCUCCCCUCGUCUCAGCUGCGACGGUAGGCAUGGAAAUAACAGCAUUGCGGGACUAGCGCUGAUGAUCUUCAUGGAACAACUUAAAAAGAACUUCCUCCGCUGAGUCGUUACCUUGAGUCACGCCGCAGUUCCUUCUCGGCUGUCCUUCCGUAGGCACGACCAGAGCCGUCUCCGCGCCCAGUUAAACGUUUUCCUGAAUCAUUUCUUUCUUUCGUCUCACCAUCAAACGUGCCUGCAUCUGUAUUUAGUGUUUAGACGACUAAAAUACCGCCGCUGCGAAUGUAGGCUGGAUGCUACCUCACGCAUACCUGGACAGCUGCUGCAUAAACAAUGCUGUGAGCGUGACUACUAGACAGUGAGCUGAGACCGUAGUUCUCCUUUUCUUGUAGAGGUUUUUUUUAUUCAAAAGGCGCUAAUAUCAGCUCUCCCAAGCCAAUCGACAAAAUGACGGAGCACAUCGGAUUCAGGACCUUGGACAGCGCAGGAAUUCAUCUGUUCACGCUCGCUAUUUUCAGCAUUCUUUCUCAGAUAAAGGCAGAGCAGGAAGUUGAGAAUCUCUCGGGGUUGUCUACAAACCCCGACAAAGACAUAUUCGUGGUGCGGGAAAAUGGAACGACUUGCUUGAUGGCAGAGUUUGCAGUCAGAUUCGUUGUUCCAUAUGAUGUCCUUGCACUCAAUGGUAUCGACCUGAUUACAGAACAAGCAUCGCUCUCGCUCCCUCGAGGCGCAGAGAUUGAGGGGAAAUGCGGAAGCACGGAAGCCGAGCUCUCCAUAUCAUGGAUAAACGACGCCUACACUUUUCGCAUCUUCUUCCUCAAGGAGGUACAUAACCUGUCAAAGGGGAACGAUAUAUGGAAGAUUAAUAAGGUUCAGUUAGUUUAUGACACCUCUGAAACCUCACACUUCAUCAAUGCAUAUAACCCGGGCAAACACACUGCCAGCUUGCAUCGUCUCUCAGCCUUGGUGACCCCGGUGGGACGCUCGUAUGAGUGCCAGGCCCCCCAGACCCUCACACUCAUCUCCACCGACCACCAGAAAGGUGUGACCGUCUCCAUGUCUGACACCCAGAUCCAGCCCUUCGACAUCAAGAGCGACUUCACCUUUAGCGAAGCCUACAAAUGCAUUACUGACCAGCGCGAGCAGCUGGAGGAGACCCUGCCCCUCAUCCUGGGCAUUAUCUUGGGCCUGGUGAUUGUCAUCACCCUCUCCGUCUACCAUGUCCACCUGAAAAUGACCGCGCACCAACCACAGCUCCCCAGGGACCGCUCGCUCUACAAGAACAUGUGAGAGAGAAGGCCUCGCGUCGCCCGUCUGCUACGCCCCAACGACCCAGAGGGAACACAACAUCACAUCGCAGAUCCCCCCGGCCCUGGGCUUCGGACAGCUUUUCCGUUUUCCUUGUACGGUCAGAAAUCCUUUUCUUUCUUGCUUUCAAGCCUGUAGUUUUUCCAAGUUCCGACAUGCGUUUCAUUACCUUGGUUUAUCUAUAAAAAAAACGGGCUGCAAAAGAAGCUAGCAGACCCUACAGCCCAUGGUGUCUCCCUGCGCUGGAGCUUUUCCUGUUAUUGAAUGCUGUAUGUCAUGGUGGAAGUGGACAGUGUUUGUGUGGUUACGCAAGUGUUCAGCAGCGACUCCCGGAAUCAUUACCGCACUUAAUGUGUUUCUCACUCAUCUGUUUUGGACGACCUGCUUCCUUUUCUCAGUCUAAAAAUCAACAUGAUAUGUUUAUUUGAAUGUAUAAAUAUAUAAAAAUGUGUAAAUAAAAAACAAACAAACAAAAAAAAUAGGAAAAUAAAAUUCUGUAUGCAUCCAAAAGAUUUUGAGAAUUAUGA
Messenger RNA from Megalops cyprinoides (Indo-Pacific tarpon), 1984 nucleotides. RefSeq names its product lysosomal associated membrane protein family member 5 (gene lamp5). The record is from RefSeq and is a predicted model, not a curated record. The coding region runs from base 597 to 1439 and encodes 280 amino acids. Lineage: Eukaryota; Metazoa; Chordata; Actinopteri; Elopiformes; Megalopidae. Gene Ontology annotation, cellular component: membrane. The transcript has 6 exons.